CAAAAUACAAUUUCCAAAGUUUUUUUAAAUAAAAAUAGCACAACUUAUUUAUUGAAUUUAAUUCAAUACAUAAUUUUAUGAACUAAAGUGAUUGGGAUUAUGUCUGGUGAAGAACCAAUCAGUAAAGAAGCCACCCAGGCUGUGGUCAACUUUUUAAAAUCAAAUGUUCCUAAAUCUGAUGUGCCAAACAUUGAAACUGAACUGAAGAAAGACUUCGUACUCUCAAAGACGAAAGGCAAAAAGUUUAAAAAGAAACCGAAGAAGAAAAAGUCGCAGAAUCUAACCAGGAAAGAAAAGAAAGCACUAGGUUUUUAUGUUUUGCCUAGAAAUAGUGUGAAAUAUGAUGAUGUCCUGCCUAUGAAUCAAAUCUGGACAGAUUAUAUUAGUCAAAUGUUGGAGUUAGAUAAGCCUAUACCAAACUGCACUAGUAAAAGUUGGGAGACUUUCACACAAACCCUUUACAAGGCAGAUUUCCAUGGAGCCAUGUUAACAGUAGUGAGAUCAAAAUGUCCAAGUUAUGUUUUAAAAUCUGGUAUCUGCAUUAUGGACACGAGAAAUACUUUUAAAAUUAUUUCUAAGGAUAAUAUAAUAACAACUAUUCCUAAGAGGGAAAGUGUAUUUGAAAUGAAAGUGAAAAAUGUGAGAAUAACUUUGUUUGGGAAACAUUUUUGUGUGAGGCCUGCAGAAAGAUCUACAAAGAAAGUGAAAAGCUGUCUACAUCCUGAUUUGUGAACUUUGUUGAGAAAAAAUAUAAAUUAUUUUUAACACACUCUUU
Molecule: messenger RNA, 775 nt
Organism: Pectinophora gossypiella (pink bollworm)
Lineage: Eukaryota; Metazoa; Arthropoda; Insecta; Lepidoptera; Gelechiidae
Gene: Pop4
Product: ribonuclease P protein subunit p29
Exons: 2
Coding region: 100-732 (210 amino acids)
Biological process (GO): tRNA 5'-leader removal; rRNA processing
Cellular component (GO): ribonuclease MRP complex; ribonuclease P complex
Molecular function (GO): ribonuclease P RNA binding
Source: RefSeq, a predicted model, not a curated record